UAGUUGUCCAUCUUCUGACCAGAUCAUUUGUCUUAAACAUAAACAGGACUUGUUCAAGUGUCAGAUAUUUCGAGAAGAAGAAGAAGAGAUGGAGAGGGAGCCGACAAGAGUGAUGGUGGCUGUGAAUGAAUCGACGAUCAAAGGGAAGCCCCACCCUUCGAUAAGCAGCAAAAGAGCUUUCGAAUGGACUCUGGAGAAGAUGAUCCGAUCCAACACAUCCGAUUUCAAGAUUCUCUUGCUCCAUGUACAUGUGGUCGACGAAGACGGUUUUGAUGAGGUUAGUUGCGAGGCAUGGAUCAAGAAAGGUGAUCCCAAGGAUGUGAUCUGCCAAGAAGUCAGCCGGGUCCGACCAGAUCUUCUUGUUUUGGGAAGCCGUGGUCUUGGCCGCUUCCAAAAGGUCUUUGUUGGGACCGUGAGUGGGUUCUGUGUGAAACAUGCUGAGUGUCCAGUCCUCACGAUCAAACGCAACGCCGAUGAAACUCCCAGUGAUCUCGCUGAUGACUAAACCAACUACAUUCUAAACGUUCAUUCCUUCCAAAAUGAUAAAUAAACUCUUCAUUGAUCCUAUCCCAUUGUGUGUUUUUGUGUGUCCAAGUUUAUGAUUAAUAAUAUUUGUAUGUGUGUGAAGUCUGCUAUGUUUCUGUUGUCAGUGAUACUGAUAAUGCAACUAAACUUUCAAUUUCUUUUAAUCAUUUCUAAAUUGAAUAAAAAGGUGUUAUAUAUA
Brassica rapa (field mustard) is the source of this 724-nucleotide messenger RNA. RefSeq names its product universal stress protein A-like protein. Gene Ontology annotation, molecular function: AMP binding. NCBI's taxonomy places the organism in Eukaryota, Viridiplantae, Streptophyta, Magnoliopsida, Brassicales, Brassicaceae. The record is from RefSeq and is a predicted model, not a curated record.